Molecule: messenger RNA, 6953 nt
Organism: Asterias rubens (European starfish)
Lineage: Eukaryota; Metazoa; Echinodermata; Asteroidea; Forcipulatida; Asteriidae
Product: stress-activated protein kinase JNK-like
Exons: 12
Coding region: 396-1784 (462 amino acids)
Biological process (GO): JNK cascade; protein phosphorylation
Cellular component (GO): nucleus; cytoplasm
Molecular function (GO): ATP binding; JUN kinase activity
Source: RefSeq, a predicted model, not a curated record
UAGCAUUUACGAUAUUUUUCCGACGAAGUGUCCGAAUGUCACAAAAUCUAGAAAAAAUAAGGGAUCAUUCGGCAGGAAACCAUGUUGAAAAGCCACAAUUUCAUGGAUAAUACUCAAGGAUAAAUACCGUAUAGAGAAAUCGGCGAUCGGAUGUGAAAAUCGGUUUUUAAUCUUCUGAAAUUUAUCGAGAAAUCUGCAGAAUCGUCUCUCGUCUUUUUUAAGCGACUGACGUCAGUGUCGAGAGGUUUUAUUUUGAAGGAAAAUUCUAAAAAAUAUGUCGCUUUUUAGAUAACUGGAAGCGUAAACCACUCAUUUAUAAGGAUCUGUCCAAGAUUGUUUACAGUUAUCUGUUACCAUAACAACAGAUCAUCUAGUCAGACGUUCUCGUCUGUAGCAUGAACGACAGGCAAUUUAGAAUGGCUCAUUCUAACCAGAAAUUGUCGUCAUCCCCCUCCAUUAUGAAGACUGGUAGCAGUAAUAAUUCAUGUACAAGCAGCUCAGCAAAGUUCCACAGCCAGUUCUACCAAGUCGAAAUCGGAGACACAAAUUUCCAUGUUCUUAACCGAUACCAGAGUCUCCGGUCGGUGGGCUCAGGGGCACAAGGACUUGUUGUAGCUGCCUAUGACACAGUAACAAAGCAGAACGUGGCAAUAAAGAAACUCAGCAGACCGUUUCAGAAUGUCACUCACGCCAAGAGGGCGUACCGUGAACUCCUUCUCAUGAAGACGUGCAAUCAUAAAAAUAUUAUUGGUCUGCUCAACGCAUUCACAACACAAAACACAUUUGAGGAAUUCACCGACGUAUACCUCGUCAUGGAGCUGAUGGAUGCCAGUCUCAGCCAAGUAAUCCAGAUGGAUCUAGACCAUGAACGUCUGUCGUAUCUCCUCUAUCAAAUGCUGUGCGGUAUCAAACACUUACAUUCAGCUGGUAUAAUCCAUAGGGAUUUAAAACCAAGCAACAUAGUCGUCAAGUCAGACUGUUCUCUUAAGAUUUUGGACUUUGGUCUGGCACGCACAGCUGGUACGACAUUCAUGAUGACGCCGUAUGUAGUGACUAGAUAUUACCGCGCUCCGGAGGUCAUUUUAGGCAUGGGAUACAAAGAAAACGUUGAUAUUUGGUCCAUUGGAUGUAUAUUCGGUGAGAUGAUCAGAGGACAAGUCAUGUUCCCAGGAAUGGACCACAUCGACCAAUGGAAUAAGAUUAUCCAACUUCUCGGCAGCCCGUCACAGAAAUUCAUGCAGCGUCUACAGCCGACUGUCCGUACUUACGUGGAGAACAGGCCUAAGUAUCAAGGGCACGCCUUUGAGUCCCUCUUUCCUAAUGACCUAUUUCAAAGGGAGCAGAGCUUAACGGAGCCACAGAAAUUAAACGCUACCAUGGCAAGGAAACUUCUGUCAAAGAUGUUAGUGGUAGAUCCAGUUGAAAGGAUAUCUGUUGAUGAAGCACUGGAACACCCCUACAUCAAUGUAUGGUAUGACCCAGCUGAAGUAGAAGGGCCUGCACCAAUCACGUAUGACCACACAAUAGAUGAGAGAGAACACACAGUAGAGCAAUGGAAAGCCCAUAUAUACCAAGAAGUGAUGUCAUUUAUGAUCAGCACAGGAGUGUACGUGGGCUUGGGCAAUUGCAGACAAACAGAUUCCAUGGAAGACUGCGGUGGAGAACUUGAUAUCGCAAUAGCGGUGGCAUCAGCCGGGAUGUCGACAGGCCCGUCACAUGGUGCGACCCACAAUGCAUCACACGGUGCGUCCAAUAGUAUGUACAACGCACACGGUGCGCACUAGCCACUUAUGCAUGCCAUCUCUCCUAACAUCCUCGUAGUGAACGAAAGAAACACAAAAACACAAGUAAAGGACAUGGUUAUUCCACAGAACGUCACUGACAUCAAGAGGUCAUUUGCAUAAUGACCUGCUAAUUUAAAUAUUGACCUUUGAAUGGAUGGUGCUCAUUAGUAUCAAAUUCGAUGUGAAAAUGGAAGGACUCUUUGUGAAAGACGGUUGAAGUAAAAUUGUAUGUGAUGCAGUUAUUUGGGUUAGAUUUUUUUUGAGUUGGGAAUACGAUGUCGAACACCAACUUCCAUGCUGGCAUUUUAGUUCAAGUGAGUGGCAUAUUGUGUGACGUGUAAAGAUAAACCAUUAAUGUGCUUUGAUGGUCUUUGAGUUCAUGAAACACUUGACAGACUGGUACAAGUCUAUGUUCCUGGAGGUCUUUUGCAACUUUAUGGAUCUCGCUUUAAAUUUUUCCAGAAAAGAAGAAGAGUGUUCUUGGUAAUUAUGGUAUUAGAGUAGAAAAGACAAAAAAAUACUUGAAAGUGUUAUGCUUUUGCAUGAGUAUUUUUACUCUGAAAUAAAAGAAAGAGUUGAUAUGAAAGGGACAGAACAUUAUGUUGGUGGGGUUAAACAAAUUUGGCUCUGUGCCCUACAGGGAUUGUUCUUUGAUUGAGAAACUUUUUUGAAAAAGGGGCAAAAUCAAUCCCUAGCGGUUAAAACAUUCUCUUAGACCUCUCAUUAGACAAGAAAGUGAUCAAUGGUAACCAGCCAACAGGUACCAGUUUAGUGAGUGGACAAGAGCCUCACUUCAGGUUUCAUAGACAUGUAUGUGAACAUUCAAGAUGGCCGCCGAAUGGUUAUUGACUAGCUGUAAUGUUUGUCACAUCCAAAUCUGGAAUUCCAGCAAAAAGGAAAUAGCGCCCUCUAUCUGUAUAAAAUGUCCAGCAGCAUUGGAGGGCCACUAGAAAAAGGAAAAUCAAAAGUUGAAUUGUGGAAUUGUUUGUCGGCUUCGAAGUGAAAUAAUGUGACCCACUUUUAAUGUGACUGUGACUGUUCAGGGUAUGGAAAUACUGCCCUCGUGUGCCCAAAUAUACCCAGUUAUAAAAAAAAAGCCCAACAAAAUCCACGUACACUUGUACAGUACAUGUAAUGUAAUUGGCACAAUUUUAAGUGGCUUUAUGUUGUUUUUAUAGAUAUAUAUAUAUUAAUCUCCAUGAUUGUAAUGCUAUUUAAUAUCAGUAUUUCUGGCAGGUUGUGAGGAAUCUGCAAUUAGCAAAAAAUAAACAAAAUUGUGUGAGUAAAUACAUUUUUUCGUCUGCUAGUUGGCGGACCUAUGUGUAGGUUUUCGAAAAAUACAGAGUCCUUGUUCCCUCGCAGUAGAUGAAAGUGCUUGGAUUUAAGUUCGCUAAGAAAGUUUCAAAUCAUAGUAUUUGUAGUCGCUAAAAACACUUUUGAGUAAAAUAUACCAACUACAACAAUUAAGAAAAGGCUGUUUUCAAGCUAAUUGUUUCAUUUCAGGGACUCAAAACAUUUUUAAUGUUCAACAAGAAAUUCUUGACACACUACUGACAUUUAUUUCAAUUGGUGGCUUUCAAAGUUUUCUACUUCAGAGACCUUUCAUUUCCAUAUCAUCAUUACCAAAUGCCAAGACAUGGCAAACUUUGUUGACUUUUGACCCAAUUUCGGCAGCCUUCACAAAUCGACACUGCGGCAAUAUGAAUUUGCACAAGUCGCCAUUUGACAAACUUUUUUUCAACAAACUUUUUUCUUCUAAUCGAUGGGCAGACUUUAGACAAAAUAAUUUUGCAGAAUGCUUACUACCAUUACAGUCUUUUUAACAAGUAAGCUUUCGGAUAAAAAUUACACUAAAUGUUUUUUUGGGGUCACAACCAAAGGAUGUCCCUUCCUGUCAGAGUGUGACCAACAAGGGGUAUUUAGUGUUAUCGCAAAGGCCAGCAUUUGUCAAACAACUCUAAAAUAUUAGGCUAAUUAUAAUUGGUUGGAUAUUUUAGUCCUUUGCAAAAAAAAAAGUUAUAUACAGAAAAUAUUCUGAAGAUGAGAAAACUUUGUAAAAGUUAUUGUCUUGAAACUUAAAUAGAUGUGAAUUUUUCUUUUUAUAAAUCAUUAUUAAUUAAUGUAACGAGAGAGUGAAGUUAAGAACGAGUUUUGGGGGUUUAAUUUUGUAGCCAUUUAUCAGUUAUUUAAUAAUUAUUUGAUACAUUUUGAUUAUAAAUUGUCAAUAUUUAUCAAAUUAUGUGUGUGUAUUUGGGAAACGAUGGAGUAAAGAUUUACUUUUAGCGCAUUAAACAUAACCCAAUAGGCUUGGGUGAUUGAGAUAUUAAUUUUUUAAUGUUAAUCAACAUUGCAUUCUAAUGAUAUUUAAGUCAUUAGUAUUAAAGGUCAUCAAAAGCAACAUUCUGCAGAUAAUUUUGCGCACCGCACGACAGUCGUUGCACUACGUCAGCCAUGAUUUAAGUCUCCAGACAGUUUCAGUUACUAGUGGAAACAAUUGCACAGUCAUUGGAAAAAAAAAGGAUUUAUAAACGUUUUGAUUAUCUGGUUUUCAGGAAAUAUUUCAUUAAAUACCUUGUGAGAAAAUUGGCCUAAUAUUAAAGAAUGUUCAUAGAUUUUGUGAGACCUAACUUUGCUAGAUAUAAAAUCAUUUGUUCAACUAAAAAGACACAUGAUGUUAAAGCUUAGUCUAACUCACUCACUUGGAAGUUAGCUUUACUUAGAAUCACAAAAUAAUUGACACUUUGAAUUUCACUUGAGAUACUUAUUUCCUGUUACAAGGGUCAUCAUGUACCUAAACAGUUUGAUUGCACCCACUCCUAACCUUUGACCUCUAGGACUAGCUGCAUAAAUAACGAGCUCUAAAAUCUUGUUGCAUGCACCAAGUUAUUAGAUCUUGCAUGCAUUUUGCCAGUUUUUGUUGAAGUAAUUCAUACCACAUUUUGGGUCAAAGGUCAAACUACACUUAACAUUGAUGAGAUAAGGCUCUAAUUUCAAAAAGUCAUGUGAUUGUCACAUGACCACCCUCACAUGGGAUCUUAAUAAUCAAAUUGAUGUAGCAAUAUUUAUUAUCUCGUUGCCUUAUAUGGUAUGUACAUGUUGUAGGCUGGGGUUUUUUCUUGUUGUAAAAUUUAUUUAUUUGAUUUUGUAGAUCAUGUUCAAUGAAGUGUAGAUGAUCGACUGAUCAAUAGAAUCGUGAUGUAUCGUGAUCAACACAUCACGAUUACUGUUCUUGUUUUAUAUUCAUUACGUAUCGUCUUCCACUUAAAACGGUUUAUUUGAUUUCGAGAGGGACUACACCGGCCUUUUAAUCGCUUAUCACUCCUGCCCCGAUUAGACGACAAAAGACAAAAAUGCUAAGCAAUUCAUGAUACAGCUUUAUAGCAGUAACACAAAAAUUACUUGGCAUAAACAAGAAACAAGUCUGCUAAGCAGAAAUGGGUUACCAGUGAAUAUAAUGCAAUACACAUUGCUUGUGAGGGGUAUCAUACUCAUUUUUUGCUAAGCAGUAUUCUCUGCCGAACGUUUUUUGGGGGCCCCAGUGGAAAUAGCUGUAGUGUGUGAAUGAGGUAGGCAAAGAAGCCAGCUUACUUUCUUUAACCUUGUUUUCUGAACAAAGCGUAAGUAAAAGUUUUCUUGAAAUCAGUGGUUUUUAGAUUUUUUUUGCUGUUUUUCCUAUAAAUUAUGAUGUGGACUGUGGGUUGGCGUUAUGCAAACAAAUCUUCCUGUAAAUCAUAGAGUAAAAUUUCAAAUUGGGUUAUUCUAGUUUUGGGACAGAAACAGGUUACCAACAAAAGUUUAGCUGGUAACUUUGAAAGAGGGGGAAACCAUAACUUACUUAACGGAUCAUUUUCUGAUAUUAUCAAUCAAUUUGAUAUGGAUCGAAAAUCAGAACGUGACAACCAAAACCAAGAAUGGAUGCACAUAAAAGUUCCUACCUUUUUAAUAUUAUUGUGAAUUAUUGUUUCCAGAAACAAAUGAUUGUAUAUUGUCACAUAGUGUUAUGAAAUAACAGCUUAAUAAUCAUUUGGCUGAGUUUUUUUUUGUUUAUUAUAUAUUUUUGGGGUUUUGUAUUUAGAAGUUAAUGUACAUGUAUUUAAUCGUGAUUUUCACAAUGCCUGAAAGCUACGGUGUAAAGGUUAAUUUGGCCUAUUUUAUGGAGAAAUAGUUGUGGUUUAUUCUCCUAUGUCUAAUAGAGGGGAGAUUUUGUGAUGUUCAGAAAUUGAAGAGCAUCAAAAUAAGAGAUAAUCUGUUACUGCAAGUGAAGGUUUUUUGUUCCUGCACUUAUCUGAACUUCCUUUUUUUUUCGUCAUCAAAUUGCAAACCUCCUGCAAAACUACACUUCUCAUUGCUAUCUCUUUCAAAAAAGAAGCAACAAGGUAUCUACACUUAAAAAGUUUACUUUUUUUCCUCCGCCUACACUUGGCUGAACUGUUGCAUAUUGAGGAGCGAUUGUUAUUAUUUUUUCUCUUGUGUAAAUUGUACAUAAUUUAGCUCAUAGUCAACCCUGUGCUGAGUGGACCUAUAGUGUGUCUAUGUGGUAAAAAAAAAACAGCUGAUAGAAAAAAUGGCCGAUGCUGUGCUUCGCACAUUGUUAGCCUGUAGCCUGGUCAGAUCCACUUUGCACAAUUUAGUUAUUGUCACAAUGACGAACCCAGGCUAGUUCAAUACUACCUGGUGAUCAGAUGCGCAGAACUUGAAAUAUGAAAACAGUACCAGAUUCCCAGGCUAUAUAGCGUGGACCAAUUGAUGUACCUGUUUUGAAGAAAGUGGAUCUUACCAGGCUAUCUUUAAAAAAAAAUAUUACAAAAAAAUAUAGCUGUUACCAGAAGUGUUGUAUGUAUGUAAUACAGUACUUGUCUCUGUUGGAUAUAAAAAAACCAAGACAUUUUAUGUGUAGGACUGGACUUAAUGUGUAAGAACCUGGUUGAAUAUUAAAAAAAUCCUUUAUAAAAAGUACUAUGGAAGUAUAACUCUUGUGACCACAUUCUUGUGGUCGUGUUUAACCGUAAAAAAACGCAGAGAAAUGUUCGUAAUUUCAGUCUGAAGCUUUUUCCGUGGUUGCACUGCUAUUGUACUUUUUGUGAAGGUAUCGGCCAGGCAUUUGAAGCAACGACCGAAACAUAAGUAGGUUGUGAAUUAAAAUCUCUACUGUCAACAGUGAAAAAUGAA